CUGCGUGGAAGAGAUGAAGGGAAUUGAUGGCAGGAACGUCCUCUCGUUCAGCCGGAACCGAGAAGCAAAUGGCAUCCUCAGGAGAAUGGCGAAACGGCCUGCUUUGUGUCCGGGACCUGGAGAAUAUUCUGGACACCUGCAAACUAGAGCUGACUCAAGUAGACGAGGUCUGGCCAAACUUGUAUAUUGGAAACGUGGCAAUAGCCCAGGACAGGAAAGCCUUACAGAAAAUGGGUGUCACUCACAUUCUGAACGCCGCACAUUCCAAGCAGGGCAGCAUAGGGGACCAGGCCUUCUAUGGAGAGAAGAUUCAGUACUUCGGCAUCCCAGCAGAUGACUCCCCGGACUUUGACCUGAGUGUGUACUUCAAACCAACCGCAUGCUUCAUUCACAAAGCCCUGAAGAAGACAGAUGGUAAGAUACCAGUCUUGGCUUUACAAAGGCACAAUGUGGACAAGAUAAUAUAGGGUGCCUUCAGUUUUCCAUCAUUCAUCAGGACAUUCUAUGGAAAUUAAUCAACAGCAGCAAUAAUCUUUAUCCCUCCUCUGCUUGCAGGUAUUCUGAAAAGAACACUAACAUGAUUUCUAAAAUACAUGAAUUUUUGAAGAUGAUAAAAUUGAACCGAACUACAGCAGCAUUACUUUUGAAGUGAGUAGGAAGUGAGAUUGUGGGAGAGGCCUGUCUCUUUAAAUUAAUAUCCUGGAAAAAAAAAAAAACAGAACAGAACCUUUCACUCUAUAGUUAGCUCUAUAGAUGAAGGAAAACAUUCAACCAAAUAAACAGCAACCAGUUCAACAAUUCAAAUACCUUGUGCUGCCAGGAUAUGAGAGAGGCUCUGUUCCCCCCUCUGUCUUACCUGUUUUCAGGCUUUUGUGUUCUGCACAGUUUCUCCCCCAAAACCAAGUAGCCAAUAGUUGUUGUACACUUGGUCUGUCUAGUGCUAUUAGAGGCCAGCUUAUCUUGUAGCCUCUGUGGUUUAUAAUGGAUGUCUCCAGACAUCAUCAGCUGUGUUUCUCCAGAUACAAAGCAAGGUUAAACUUGCCCAAUGUUUAGAUUCCUGUAGCCUCUUGCCCUUUCCUGAACAGAUGCAGCAGAUUAUAGCUAUUUUAGACCUCACAUCCAGAAACUGAAAGCCUGAAGUU
Messenger RNA from Lepisosteus oculatus (spotted gar), 1142 nucleotides. NCBI's taxonomy places the organism in Eukaryota, Metazoa, Chordata, Actinopteri, Semionotiformes, Lepisosteidae. The record is from RefSeq and is a predicted model, not a curated record.